CACGACAAUCAGAUUGCCUUUGAUGUACUUUGUGGGGAGCUCAAUAUCUUCGUCUCCAACAUUUCAUGGCGAAUCACUCCCUUUCACCCUACCAAAGCUCUCCGCCCACACUAAACUCAUCCACGAAUCCACAAGAUCUCGGAACCCAGCUCCGGCAGCUGAAGCAAUUGCAACAGAAACCCAACUAGAAUCUGAGUUCCAAAGCGGUGGAUCUGUAUGUCACUCGCUAUCGUUCUGCUACAUAGAUUAUGAAAUUGAAGUUCUAAACCCAAAGUCAGGGUUAUUGAUGCUUUUUGAAUUGAAUUGGAUGACUUGUUGGAGCUGAACUUUAUUGGUAGAGAUAAUUGCCAUUUUUUCCUUGAUUCGAUACACUACUCUUCUUAAAUGAAAUACACAGAAAUGUUACCACUUCUGUUGUAAAUAGAAUGAGUUUUUUACUAGUAAAAUAUAAAUUAAGUUGUUUAUAUUAAAUGUUGGUCUUGUUUUAAACUAAUUUAGUAGUAUAAUUUGUUUAUAUUAUUGAAAUUAUUGGGGGAAAUGAAACUUUGAAAAGAGAGUUGCAUAAUGAUAUUAAAAAAAUAAAGAAAGGAAGAGGAAAAAAAAAAAGAAAAAGGAAAAGGAAAAGGAAACGGAAAAAGGAAUUGUAGAUUUUUAAUGGACAUCUUCAUGUCAUGUAUAAAUUAUAAGGCUAGUCGGGACAUCCUAACCACACACUACGAUUGAUGAGGUGGCACCGCAGUAUGCGAUGAACACUACACUCACCCCUCAAUUUUCAAUGUGGUAUGUUCACCACAAAAAGCUAGCUUAACUCACUUCUUUUUGCGGUGCGAUGAACACUACACCCACCC
This is a messenger RNA of Lactuca virosa, 848 nucleotides long. The record is from the annotation of a GenBank genome assembly. NCBI's taxonomy places the organism in Eukaryota, Viridiplantae, Streptophyta, Magnoliopsida, Asterales, Asteraceae.